Molecule: messenger RNA, 749 nt
Organism: Neomonachus schauinslandi (Hawaiian monk seal)
Lineage: Eukaryota; Metazoa; Chordata; Mammalia; Carnivora; Phocidae
Gene: PDCD1
Product: programmed cell death 1
Exons: 6
Coding region: 1-708 (235 amino acids)
Biological process (GO): positive regulation of T cell apoptotic process; negative regulation of immune response
Cellular component (GO): membrane; external side of plasma membrane
Source: RefSeq, a predicted model, not a curated record
AUGUUUUGGGAGAAAAAAAUCGAGCUGCAUGCAAAACACCUGCAGAACGAGGCCGCGAGGACCUGCAGCAGCGCCCUGGACAGCACAGCCCCGCAGGUCAGCGGUCACAGCAGGAGGGAAUACAACUGCGAACAGCACCACAUUAACUCAGCUUACAACCACCACCUGGUCACCAGCCUCAACCUUGUCCUACACAUGCCAUCAGGCCCUGGAAGCUUCUGGGUCUCCUGCCCAGGGGUGCAGGCCCCAGGGAUGGGCUCCGGGGCAGACAGCGAGAAGAGAACCCUGGAGCCCCCCACAGAGAGCCCCAGCCCCCCACCCAGACUCACUGGCCAGUUACAGGGGCUGGUCAUCGGCAUCACAAGUGUGCUGGUGGGGGUCCUGUUCCUCCUACUGCUGACCUGGGUCCUGGCCGCUGCCUUCCCCAGGGCCGCCCAAGGUGCUUGUGCCUGUGGGAGUGAGGAGGAGCCCCUGAAGGAGGGCCCCUCUGCAGCGCCUGUGUUCACCGUGGACUACGGGGAGCUGGACUUCCAGUGGCGAGAGAAGACGCCGGAGCCUCCCGCCCCCUGUGCCCCCGAACAGACAGAGUAUGCCACAAUUGUCUUUCCGAGCAGGCCAGGGUCUCCGGGCCGCAGGGCCUCAGCCAACAGCCCGCAGGGACCCCAGCCUCUGAGCCCCGAGGACGGACCCUGCCGCUGGCCCCUCUGACCGGCUUCCUCGGCCAGCCUGAGUCCCUCAGACCCUCCACC